Molecule: messenger RNA, 624 nt
Organism: Thyridium curvatum
Lineage: Eukaryota; Fungi; Ascomycota; Sordariomycetes; Thyridiales; Thyridiaceae
Exons: 3
Coding region: 1-624 (207 amino acids)
Source: RefSeq, a predicted model, not a curated record
AUGGCUACCUCUCUUGUUGGCUCCGAAGUCCCUGACGAGGUCCUUGUCAUCAUCCACGCACCCAACCGAAACGAGACCAUCUUUGCCAUCACGGAGAUCGCAAAUCUAGAGGAGGUCAUCCCCCAAGGCAACGUACUGAGGGACCGCAACGGCGUCAUGGAAGUCAUCUGGGAGGAGGGUCUCGAGGCCUUCUUCCGCGUCGUUUUACGCUUCGUCCGCAAUAUGCACUUCACAUUAUCUUCUCAUCUUUCUCAUGCUGACCUUUGCUAUCUGCGCGUCGCGACAGGUACCAACCACGGCAACGACAACGGCCAGCCCAACGAGGAUGGCAAUGCCGGCGGCAACGCGACCACCGCGACCACCGCCCCGAAGGAGCCGGGCCAACUUGUCGUCGGCUUCAACCCUGCUGGUAGAUUUGGUGUGAGCGCCCACGUCGGCCGCUCCGGCGAGGUUGACACGGAGGCCUACACCGCCGUCUUGGAGAUGGUAUCGGGCAAGGGCCUAAAGAGCCAGACGAUCGAGGCUGUCAAGGCUGUCACUCGUACCGCCAUCAUCUGCGCUCUCGUAGGUGCCUGCUUCGGCCCGAUUGCCCGCUUCGGCAUGGUUGUCUCCCGACUUUUCUAA